Molecule: messenger RNA, 1171 nt
Organism: Lingula anatina
Lineage: Eukaryota; Metazoa; Brachiopoda; Lingulata; Lingulida; Lingulidae
Biological process (GO): positive regulation of voltage-gated potassium channel activity; sleep; regulation of synaptic transmission, cholinergic
Source: RefSeq, a predicted model, not a curated record
CUCGAUGACUGCAGUGACGAGCGAGUUACCUGGCAAAAACCUGCCCGAAAUACAGAAGCAGCUGGCUUUUAUAGCCGACCUUAGUUUACCUGUCAGUGGGUGAAAUGUCAGCUAUAUUAGUAUUUUCAUUAUUCUUUUCCCCUUUUUAAAAAGAUCGAGGAUCCCUUAAGUUUUACAUGCCUGUGUCCACAGCUGUUCUUUGCUAUGAGUGCAGAUCCCACUUCUCAAUGGAGUGCGCUGACCCGUUCCAGCACGCGGGUACGCACCGCACAGAGUGCGACCGUGCCUGUGCUAAGAUGAAGAAGGUCUCAAAACUUGCAGAUGGCAGCGCAACAACAGUUCAAAUCUGGCGUCAGUGCUACACACCAACCUUUCCAAAAGAUGGCUGCAUUGUGAAGACAGAUAGUGAGGACGAUUCUACUACCACUUUGUGCUCCUGUCACGAAAAGUUGUGUAACAAUGCACCAAAACUGGCUACUGGCAGCGGUCGUCUGCUCUUCCUCAUCAACAGUAUAAUGGCCGCCUACUGGACUUAUUGUGAAUUUUUAUAGUGCGACCUAUACGUGUAAAAUACAGCAAUACAGUAUAUCUUCUGUUCGGUGCAUUUACUUACGGAGGUUUUGCCAGGGUUUACCUAGAUAAUGACCCGUAUGAUAAGUCAAUGCAGAUAGGAUAGGACGCCUCCUGUCGGUCUGAAAGUUCAGUGGUCAGGGAGUUUAUUGGUCUGCAACAGAUUGAACAAGCUUGGUGUAAAUGUCUCACUUGUCCUUACAUAUUUUCUUUGCUUUUGAAACAGGGAAACUAUCCAGUUACCGACCAACGAGCUUUUAGACAAAUUGAACUUCAGGCAACUGAACUGACGACAUUUGCCCUGUCUCUGUGUCUGGCGAAUGGCCGUCUAUUUGACGUCACUCAGGUUUCAGAUGGUUAUGCAAUCCCUUCUCGACGGGUUUUGAAAACUUACAGAUGAUUCACUGAACUACACAUAGAAAGCGGAGGGAACGCCAGAGAAAAAAACUAUUGUUUUACAGAACUCGUUCUAUUUGAUAAAAAAUUGUAUUGAAAAUAGGCCUAUCAUUUCUGGUGAACGUUUUAUCUAUGUUAGUAAUGUAACCGUUCAUAUGUUGUCACAGGUUAUGUAAGAUAUGUGGAUUUUUAAAAUAAAAUCAUA